Molecule: messenger RNA, 1512 nt
Organism: Parnassius apollo (apollo)
Lineage: Eukaryota; Metazoa; Arthropoda; Insecta; Lepidoptera; Papilionidae
Source: the annotation of a GenBank genome assembly
AUGGAAUCAAAUGGAACGCGCAAAGGGCCGCUGCCUGGAGGUCGCCAGGGCGCGUCUAGAGCUGGCGCUGGACGCGACAGCAUGCGAACCGCCAGCCGAGCGCGAGGUGCUGCACGACCACCCAGCAGCUCCUCGCAUCCAUCAUCCCCACCAGCUGGCUUGGUGUCGGCAGGGUCUUCGCGGGCUCAGCAAUCGGCACCCGCCACUGGUGGAGUACGCCGCAUGCGUUGGACAACCCAGAUGAACAGCAACGCAUUGCGGGCGUAUUUUAGGGCGAAAGGGGGAGAAACUGGAGGUUUUGCGUAUCGGGCAAGGAUGCAUCGACUUUUUGCUGAGCUGGAGCCAUCUGUAACCGUCACCGAGCAAAACCUGGCAGACCGAGUUCGGUAUAUCUUGCGCUCAAAUACGUUUGAUGUCACCGAACUCGAACGGCUACGACGUGAGGCUGUUCCUUCAUCGGGUGAAAAUGCUGCGGCUGAGGAUGCGGCGCCACAACUUGCUGAGCAAACGGCAAAUCUGGAUGCCGCCGUGAAUACGCCAGUUGUGGUUGAUUCAAACGAUGAUGGAACAGUCGCCCAGGAACUGGAACUAGAGCAAAUGAGGAGUACAUUGGAAGAGGCGAUUGUGGAAACGCGCAGUACGACUCUCGAAAAUCGACCGCGACUUCCCCGCUUAGCCCUAAGCAAGCGGAAUCGGGCUGUCGUGAGGGCUCUGAACCCAAUGCUGGUUACCUAUUUGGAAGCCAGCCGGGACCUUUGCGAUACGGACUCAAUUCUUUUUGGCGCCGCACUGGCAGUCUGCCGUAUUAUAGGUGCCAAACUUUCCACGGCUGGACGCGCUACUGGACAAAGUAGUGCUAUCCCAGCCUGGAGAAUAAGAAUUGAAGAACGUAUCGCAAAGGCUAGGGCCCUCAUCGGCAGACUGAUAUGCUUCAGGUCAGGCAAUACCAGGCCAAGGAUUGUGCGCACCGUCAGGAUGGCGUUUGCUGGGACAAAUGUUAGUUUGUCCCAGCCGGAUAUAAUGCAAAAACUGACGGAGCGCAUAGACGACCUGAAGCAAAGAAUAGCUGCUUGGGGAAAGCGGAUUCGGCGAUAUACCGAGAGGUCGACACGGUUCAACCAGAAUCGUCUCUUCCAGAGUGAUCAGAAGAGGCUCUAUAAAUCAUUGGAGCGACCAAUAGUAAGUGGAACGGGCCCUGCACCAAAUCAGGCCGACAUGGUCGCAUUCUGGCGCAGCCUGUGGUCAGAGCCCGUAAACCACAACGAGGGCCCUUGGACGGAAGUUGUGGCGAGUCAGUGUGCGAGUAUUACGCCCAUGGACCCCGUCAUCAUAACGCCGGAUGACGUAGCUGAGGCGGUCCGUAGGGCCCCGAACUGGAAAAGUCCGGGGCUUGACGGGCUGCAUCACUACUGGCUGAAGGGGUUCAUGGCAAAGUUUCUUCAGCUGGCAACUCUGAAAAACACGCAUACAUUAAAACCCGCCGCCAUUACGGUACUUCAAUCUGCACAAUGA